Messenger RNA from Bursaphelenchus xylophilus (pine wood nematode), 6519 nucleotides. NCBI's taxonomy places the organism in Eukaryota, Metazoa, Nematoda, Chromadorea, Rhabditida, Aphelenchoididae. The record is from the annotation of a GenBank genome assembly.
AUGAUGGUUACUGCCUUUACGAUGUUGAUUAGUGCCCGUGAGUCUGUCUAGUUCCAACUACAGUCUAUUAGCGAUACCAUCAACGCAAUUUCUAAAUUUAUUUUGACUUUAGAAGGCGUCGGAUACUGUUUUGACAGCCCAUGCGACCAGAAGUGCCGAUUAUAUAACCAUGUGGGCGGAUGUUGUGUAAACGAGCAAUGCAGAUGUUAUGAGUAAUAAACUGUCCUCAAUUGAGAUAUUCCACUAUCAAUAAACUUAUUUAAUUAAACUUGUUCGACCCAUAAAAAAUGUCAUCUUUUUGCUUAGAGCCACACAUGACCCAAAUGAAGUUUUGGGUCAACUCUUUCUCGAAAAAUAAAAAUAUUUUCGGAUUUUUUUAUCGCAAAAGUAGGAGAAACAAAGAUGUUUGUGCAAAUAAGAACGUUGUAAGCUAAUAUUUGACUAACUUUUUUCACAGUAAGUUUUCAACUUUUUCCUUGGAUUGUUGUUGAUUUAGGUGAUCAAUUUCGAGAUGAACAAGAUUUGACACUUCAAACAAGGUGAAGCCGGUGAAAAGGUUAUGUAAGAUGAGAGACUAUUGGUCCCACUAGCUUGGAAAAUAUUCUUUUUGUUUUAUAGAAUUGUUUUUGCGAAAAAAUUUAUAUUAUUUUUUUCUUGGGUCUAAAAUUUUGAUCAGAUCAGUAAAACAUUGUGAAACACUAGACUAAUUUCCCCAAAACUCACUCUAAUUUAUUUUCUUCAAAAAUUGCAAAACGUGUUCCCUUUUGAUGGACAGCAGUUUUGAUCAGUCGACGUCACGAAUUACGUAAUUGACCUUUCUUCGACCAUUUUUAUAAUCUCGUUGGGUGCAACACAAAAAAACCCCUAAACGCCUCACGUCAGUGGUCUUGCACAACUCAGAUUGUAACAGUUAUCAAGAAACUGGGCUGGCCAUUGGUGUUUCCAUCAAUUCUCCCUUCAACGUACGAGUUUUUAUCAGGGAAUGGGCUUGUUUAACUUUGUUUUCUAAACGAGCGAAGCAUAAGACAACAAAUUGACCGAACUCGGUUUAAAAAACUGCUAUUUAAGAGGUCGGUUCUGUGAUUUUUCCACCUUCUCUUGGUCUCUGGAAGCGGGGGUGGAAGGUUUCUUCGGGUAAUUUUGGUGUAGUGUAAUAUCGGAAGUGAUGUUGGAUAAUAUACAUUUUUGAUAAAGGCGUAUUUUAAUUUUAAUUUGGGUGAAGAAAAAGUGGAUUGGAAAUUUUUUAGUUGCCUGGAAUUGUUGGGAAAGAGCAAAAAAUACGUUAUCUAAAGUAAUAUCAGAAUUGCUCAUGGAUAAUAUAUUUUGAGCGUUGUUUUACAAGGAAAGUACUUCUAUAGAGUAUGGUGUUACAGGCCGAGACAUACAGGGUGGUUCAGCUAAGUUCGCGGAUGUAAAAUGCUUAUAACUUUUUAUAGGAUUGUUCAAUUUUUAUGAUCAAUAGCUCAUUUUAUUCCUUAGUAGUUACCAUUUUGUUUAAAAGAAAGAUCAUUAAAAAUGAUCAAUCCUACGUCGAGUUAUGACCCUUCAAAGUCAAACUUGCCUUUUCACGCUUCAAUCUGAAAAUUUCCGAAAAAUCUCGAAAAUCGCUUAUAACUUUCGACCAGUCGAUAAUUGUAAAUUGUAAGUGGGCUUCAGAAGUCAUAGAAUUUUGCGUAGAAUACGAUGGAAUCAAAAAAAAUCCGAAAAUCCGAAAAAAUCCGUAAAUUUUUUUAAAAUUUACGUGAAAAAGCAUGUUUGACUUUGAAGGGUCAUAACUCGACGUAGGACUGAUCAUUUUUAAUGAUAUUUUUUUUAAACAAAAUGGUAACUACUAAGGAAUAAAAUGAGCUAUUGCCCAUAAAAAUUGAACAAUCCUAUAAAAUGUUAUAAGCAUUUUACAUCCGCGAACUUAGCUGAACCACCCUGUAUAUCAAAAAAUUGCAAAAUUUUUCUCAUUCAGAAUGUGUAAAAGUUAGCUGCUUAAUUUUGGUUUGUAAGGGUGAAAAAUCCUCUGAACUUUUCUCGCAACACCACACAAAUGCCGCUUUUUUAUAUUGGAACUACUAAUUAAGGUGUAGUAUUAAUCAAAUUUGAGAUUUUAAGGUUUGUCAGGAUGCCAGGGUUUACUUUAGCUCAAAACAAAGCUUUUGAAUUGCUAAAAUCUUGGUCAAAAAGGCAUUAGCAUGGUAUUGCGAGAAAAGUGCAGAGGAUUUUUUCACCCUUUCAAACCAAAAUUAGGCAGUUAACUUUUACAUAUUCUGAAUCAGAAAAAUUUUGCGAUUUGUUGAUAUAUGUCUCGACCUGUAACUCCAUACCCCAUAGAAGUACUUUCCUUGUAAAACAACACCGACCUCAAAAUAUAUUAUCCAUGAGCAAUUCUGAUAUUACUUCAGAUAACGUAUUUUUUGCUCUUUCCCAACAAUUCCAGGCAACUAAAAAUUUUCCAAUCCACUUUUUCUUCACCCAUAUUUAAAUUGAAAUACGCCUUUAUCAAAAAAUUAUAUCAUCCAACAUCACUUCACUUUUCUCGACAUUACACUACACCAAAAUUACCCGAAGAAACCUUCCACCCCCGCUUCCAUAGACCAAGAGAAGGCGGAAAAAUCACAGAACCGACUAGAAGUACUUUCCUUGUGAGCCAAAUAUCGAGUUGAUUUUUCCACUUAACUCCGUUUUUGUAUCUAAAUCUUUACAGACAUGCACAAGAUCCAUCGUUCUUCCUUUCUCACUCAUUCUCCUCGCCUUUUUCUUGCUCAUCGCCUCAAACAUUGGUCCCGAUCUCUCUUCAAAGUGGACGAAUCCUCAGAAAAGCAUGGUGGAGAUUUGGUCGCCAAAACGUUGAAAUCGCACGGAGUCCAGGAGGUAUUCACUCUGUGUGGAGGGCAUAUCACCCCAAUUUUGGUGGGAUGCGAGUCCUUGGGUAUCAGAGUUGUGGAUACGAGACAUGAGGUCACAACCGUUUUUGCCGCCGACGCUGUGUCGAGGCUGAGACAAGACCUUGGAGUGGCCGCUGUUACGUCGGGGCCAGGUAAGGAGUCUAGUCUUGAAUGAAUUUUAUCAACUUUUCAAACAUUUUUUUUUUUAUUUUCAAUCAAAAAAUGAUGAUUUUUCCUCAAAAAUUGCCAUGGACAAUAUAUUUUUUCCUUGACCGUCUCAUUUUCAGGUGUUACGAACACUGUAACUGCCAUGAAGAACGCGCAAAUGGCCGAAUCCGCCCUUCUUUUGCUUGGUGGAGCCGCUCCGACCACCAUGCAGCAUCGAGGAGCGCUUCAAGAUAUCGAUCAACUUUCCAUCUUCAAACCGGUUUGUAAGCAUACGGCCAGAGUCACCAGAGUGCGGGAUAUUAUUCCCACGUUGAAGGAGAGCAUCCAAAUUGCCAAAUCGGGAACUCCGGGGCCGGUCUUUGUCGAGAUCCCAAUUGAUUUGCUCUAUCCGUAUGAGCAGGCGUUCAGAGAUGCGAUUAUCAAAAGACCAGCGAAUUUGACACAGGUACGGGGAUGUAUUGUUAUGUGGGUUCGCGAUAAAUGUUGUAUAACGGCCUUUUUGGGCCCUAUUUUAGAGAUUCUUCACUGUCUUUUUUAGAAAAUUUUUUAUGAUGAUUUUUAUGAUUAUCAUGAUUUUGUGCUAACAAGGAAAGCAUUUCUAUGGAAUAUGGAGUUGCAACACCACGCAAAUGCCCCUUUGACCAAGUUUUUACCAAAUCAAAGGCUUUGUUUUCAGCUAAAGUAAACCUUGGCAUCUUGACAAGCCUUAAAAUAUCAAAUUUGAUUAAUACUACAUCUCAAUUAGUAGUUCCAAUAUAAAAAUGGGGAAUUUAUGUGGUGUUCCGAGAAAAGUUCUGAGGAUUUUUUUCACCCUUACAAACCAAAAUAAGGCAGCUAUUAUUCUGAAUCAGAAAAGUUUUGCGAUUUUUUUGAUAUAUGUCUUGACCUGUAACUCCAUACCCCAUAGAAGUACUUUCCUCGUAAAAUUUCUCAUCAGUUAAUUUUUUCUUUUCAAAUUGCGAUAUUUGCCUUUUCCAGAAGAUCUACAACGAAUAUGUGAGGGCUAGGAUCAAUUACGAGUUCCAUAAUGGCUUCACGAACCAAGAUACGACCCCACUUUCUCUUACAAUACCAACUGCCAAGAAUGGAGAGGUCAAAAAAGUGGCAGAUCUAAUCAAAAGUUCGAAGAAACCUCUCUUACUGCUGGGAAGUCAAGCUACGUUGGGCCCAGUAUCAGCCCACGAACUUCAAAAGAUAGUCAAUGUAAGAAUUCGAAAUUUUUUUUGUUAUUUUAGGCCUGUUUUUGAGUGUUUCACCGUUUAUUUUUAGGAUCUAGGGAUCCCAUGUUAUCUUGGAGGCAUGUGUAGAGGACUGCUGGGUCUGGGCUCACCCAUUCAGCUCAGGCAGAACAGAAGAGGAGCCCUGAAAGAGGCCGAUCUGGUGAUUUUAGCGGGCACUCCCGCUGAUUUCCGAUUGGAUUAUGGAAAAAUUUUGAGUCCAAACUCGAAAGUAGUGGCAAUAAAUCGAAGUGCGGACAAUUUGAAGAAGGUAAGAGAAGAUUUUUAGGCAUUAUUGGUAAUUACGAAUAAUUGGAAAAUUUGAAAUUUGAAUUUCCCGCGGUUUUUGGCAUUGUGUUUUGUGGAGUUGGACGAUUGAGGAAACCGAAAAGUAUUAUUUUUCUUCGAUGCAAGUGUCGAAAUUAGGAUAAUCGAGGGUGCUGAUUUCGAAAAUGGCAUUCGUUUUUUUUGAUCUUUACUUUUUUUCGUAAGUAGUACUGUAAAGCAGUAAUUUUUUGAUUUUUUUUCACAAAUACUCGAUUUGGAGGGUUUCGAUGGUGCUGAUUUUGAAGAUUUUUUUUAUGAUUUGAAAGCAGCACCAUCGAAAACCCCUAAAUCGAGUAUUUGUGAAAAAAAUCAAAAAAUUACUACUUUACAGUACUACUUACGAAAAAAGCAACUAUCAAAAAAGUGAAUGUCAUUUUCGAAAUCAGCACCCUCGAUUAUCCCAAUUUCCGCACUUGCAUCGAAGAAAAAUAAUACUUUUCGGUUUCGCCGAACUUUUCCCCAAUUGUUCCGUCUUUUGUGAUGGUUUCGAGCUUUGAAGUGACUGUUUUUUGGCAAUCAAGAGAUGAAGUCAUGUAAUACUGAGAAAGAAGAAGUAUUUGUCCCAUAUUUUAAAAAUGAAGUUUAAAAAAAUUUAUAUUUUUUUCAGAAUCACGGAAUAUAUUGGAACUCGGAAGCUCGCCUUCAAGCUGACGUCGCAUCAACCCUAAAAGACCUUCGAAAUCGGCUAACAAGCAGUUUGGAGGCAAAAAAGAACGAUUGGUCGGGGUGGUUGCACAUUUUGAAAGAAGUCGAGGAGAAAGUUGAAUCCAAAAAUGCCCAUAAAGCUGAUCAACCCGGCAUUGGGCAGGGCGUAAAUCCGCUGAAAUUGCUCAAGGAAUUUGAUAAGGUAAGAGGUUUUAUUGGGAGAUUGGUUUGAAAAAUACAGUGGGGAAGCUGAUCCAGUGGAAAAACGUGCCAUUUUGCAUCCGGGAAGAAUCAAAAAUGUGGCAAAAUGCUUCCCUCUCGAAGUGAAAAAACUUCUUUUUGAAGGGCUCCCUCACAAAAAUAGGGGACGCGAUUUUGAAAUCCGAGUUUUUUCUCUUGAAGAGUGAAGCAUUUUGCCACAUUUCUGAUACUUCCCGGAUGCAAAAUGACACGCUUUUUGCCACUGGAUCAGGCCCCCCACUGUAUAUUUGAAGAGCUUUUCCAUCGUCCAAUUUUGUUAUGGAGAAUAUAAAAACUUGGAUUUUCAGGUCCUUCCUGACGAUGCGAUCCUAAUCGCCGAUGGUGGGGACUUUGUGGCGACUUCAUCUUAUAUUAUCAGACCACGAGGCCCCCUCCAAUGGCUGGACCCCGGACAGUUUGGCACCCUCGGUGUUGGUGGUGGAUUUGCUUUGGGCGCCAAAACGGUCUUCCCAAACAAACCCGUCUUCAUCAUAUAUGGAGAUGGCUCCACCGGCUACUCAUUAAUGGAAUUUGACAGUUUUGCCAGGCAAAAUUUGCCAGUUACCGCACUUGUUGGCAAUGAUGCUUGCUGGACUCAGAUUGCCAGAGCGCAGGUCCCACAGUUUAAUACGGAUGUGGCAUGUGGUUUGAAAGUGAGUUUAGAGGGGAUGACGUCUUUUGCAUACGUUAGAAUAUGGGGCUUUUUACGUUUGAAAUGUUUGAAUUUCCCGCCAAAAUUUGAAAUUCUUGGCAUUGUGUUUUAGGUGGUUAGAAAAGUCAGAUUCGUAAAUCUAAGCUAUUUUUUAUGUCAGCAGUCUUUAAUUACUCCAAAAUUUUUUUAUUUCAUAGCUGAGUUUUAGCUUACUCACUACGAAGACACAGUAAAAUCGUUGGGCGCCGACGGAUUUUUCAUCGACAAAUCCAAUGAAAGUAGCAUUGGAGAGGUCGCCAAAAAAGCCAUUGAAUCCCAAAGAAAUGGAAGACCAAGCCUGGUGAAUGUCCACAUAUCAAAAACUGAUUUUAGGGAUAAUAGUAUUAGCGUGUAG